Symsagittifera roscoffensis is the source of this 4621-nucleotide messenger RNA. RefSeq lists its product as uncharacterized. Gene Ontology annotation, cellular component: mitochondrial degradosome. The transcript has a single exon. The coding region runs from base 4 to 4167 and encodes 1387 amino acids. The record is from RefSeq and is a predicted model, not a curated record. Gene Ontology annotation, biological process: RNA catabolic process; mitochondrial RNA 3'-end processing. Gene Ontology annotation, molecular function: ATP binding; hydrolase activity, acting on acid anhydrides; RNA helicase activity. NCBI's taxonomy places the organism in Eukaryota, Metazoa, Xenacoelomorpha, Acoela, Convolutidae.
GUAAUGUUACGAACGCUUUUAAGUGGCGCGGGUCGUCCUAAUUCCUGUCGACUUUGUUUUAUGUACGGACGAUACAAGUACCGAAGUUUUCAAUCAGUCCGACUCUGCUCCAAUCUGGCCGACAAGCUGGAAGUUUUGUCCGAGUUCUCAUGUCACAUUCAACCCGUGUCCGGAACAGAAAUAUCUUCGCCUGGACAACUAACAAAGCCGGAUAACCGUCAAAUCUUAAAUGUUUUUGAUCAGUUUCGUAAAAAUGAGUUGGUGGCCGAGCUAGCCUACGAACAAGGAAUGUCCGAUAAAAUAUUCACAACGUGUCUGAAAAAAUUCCAAAGCUAUUUGACCGAUUCGACUGUCCUUCCUGAAGAUAUUAAUUUCAUUUUAAAUGACAUUGUUGCCGGGUACAGAUCGCCUGAUGACAUUUUCCCCUACUUCCUUCAGCACAGCAAACGAAUUUACCCCGUUUUGAGCUGCUUUUCCGAUUUGCAGAAGAUCACCAAUUUAACAAAUCCCGCCAACUGGUACCCCAAGGCGCGUGAAAUGAAGCGCAAAGUCAUUUUUCACGCCGGUCCAACUAAUUCUGGCAAAACAUACGGCGCUGUUCAGUCCUUUUACGCAUCGGAAAAAGCACUGUACGCGGCGCCUCUAAGAUUGCUUGCAACUGAAAUCUACAUGAAAUGUGGCGAUAGGGACAUCAAUUGUGAUCUGAUCACAGGCGAAGACCAACGAUUCGUGAACGCUGACAGAUCUUCAUGCGGGCACACAGCAUGUACAGUUGAAAUGGUAAACGUGAACGAAACCUAUGACUCUGUUGUCAUAGAUGAAAUUCAAAUGUUGAAAGAUGAGCAAAGGGGUUACGCCUGGACACGUGCACUCCUAGGAGCUGCCACGAAAGAGCUGCACGUUUGUGGGGAACCGGCAGCCGUGAAUUUAGUUCGGGAUUUAGUUGAGACUUGUGGUGAUGAGUUUGAGGUGCAUGAUUAUGAGAGAUUAACCCCUCUGUGUUUCGAAGACAGGGCCUUGGAAUCCUGGAGCGAGGUUCAAAAAGGCGAUUGUAUCAUUGCGUUUGGACGGAAUGCACGAUUCGCGAUAUCAGCUCAGUUGGAUAAAUUAGGAGUCAAGUAUGCCACCAUAUACGGAGCGUUGCCCCCGAAGACGAAAAUAGAGCAAGCGAAAGCAUUCAACGAUCCGGAUUCAGGAGUUGACGUUCUAGUUGCAUCCGAUGCCAUUGGCCUGGGAUUGAAUCUCGAAAUCAGACGCAUAAUCUUCAGUCAAGUAGUUAAAGCAAACAGAGAGUUGCCGUCUGGAAUCAUGAAAAGUGAAAAGAUUCCUCAAGCAUUAGCCAAUCAAAUCGCAGGUCGAGCCGGUCGAUUCGGAAGUGCCUAUGAUUUUGGCCAUGUUACCGCCUUUGGCCAUAAAAACCUGAAAACAUUGAAGGAAAUCGCUGGCGGUCCCGUUGAAGCUAUCAAAAAAGCAGGAAUUGCGCCAACGGCUGAACAAAUUCAAUUGUUUGCGUAUCAUCUACCUGAGUAUAGUUUGAAGCAAUUGCUUGAAAUAUUCAAUCGUUUAGCUCAAACAGACGAGAACUUCUUUGCGUGUCCGUCCUUUGAGUUCAAAGAUAUCGCGCAGCUUCUUGAAGACAUUGACAUGUCGUUAAUUGACAAGUAUACGUUUUGUCUUGCACCCAGCAACGUCGGCAAAUCGGCUUUUGAAGCGAGUAUGAUGCUGAAGUACGCAAAAUACUACAGUAAAGGAAGACCCGUUCGUGUGGGCAGCAUUAAAAACUGGAUCAGAUGGCCAAUACAGGUCCCGCAGAACCGAGGUGCGCUGGAAAGUUUGGAAAAUGUAGUGUCGAGUCUUGAAGUUUAUCUUUGGCUGAGUUUCAAGUUUCCUUCCAUUUUUGACGACUACAGCGCUGUUGUUGAUUUGACCAACGAUGUCUCCAAACUGAUCGAUAAGGGACUGGAAAAACUGAAACUUUGCAAAAUUUCGAUGCCGGUUGUGGAGAAGAAAGGAGCAUUUGUUGCCCGUGCUGAGAAGCUCAAAAAACCUCGAGCUGUUAAAUCAGCUUUGCAAACUUUACAGGCUGAAUUAAAAGAAAAAUCUGGGAAUAACAAACUAGACGGAAACGAUCAAGCUGCUGUUAUAGUAGAAAAUCAAACAGAUAGUCUUUCGAAGGUGAUCGGAAGCAGGGUUGGUUAUUCCAAGCAAAACCGAAUGAGUAAAUGGUCUGAGGAUGAUGCACAGAUUCUAGAACCUCAUAAUUUUCAGGACAUUGAAACUACUAAAAGUAACCUAUCGAUUGAAAAGUUUCAGGACAAUUACGGAGUUUUAAACGCAAACAAAGUCAGGAGUUUUCAUUGUGGCGAUCCUCCCAGAAUCUUCGGACGCAUUCGACGAACGAACGCCAAAUAUCUACAGCAUGAUCUGAAAGCACUCCAAUAUUACAUGAUGGGCCAACCUGGUCUUCUCAGAGAAAGAGUGGAUUUAAUCUUGCAGCUCGCACUGCAAGAUCAAAUGGAUAAAUCACAGUUUAUCAAAACUCUUGCAAGAUGGCAUUCAAUUGAGCUGCUCACAUGGUUUAUGUUUCGGUACCCCCAGUUGAAAUGCAAAUAUGAGGAAGUGCUGCAGAAGAAACAAAAGUUUGAAGCUGUUUUGGAAUCAUUUGUCGGCAGUAUGUACUUCGAGCAUUUUAAACUACUCGACAGUGAAAGCAAGCCAGCGAGUCAUUCCGGUGGGUCUCAUCUUUUAGGUUACUGUCUCAAGAAAAGCAGAUUUUUAUUGGAUCAAUACAACAGCUCUGGCUUUUUGGACACUGAGGGGUAUUAUUUCGAUCGAAACUGGUUUGAAGCAAUGCUUUCAAAGACACUUCAUGAUCCUAGGUGCAAAAAUGGAUCUUCGAUUGACGAUGCGUUUCAGUUUUUGAAAGUGUUAAACAAGAAUGCUUAUUAUCUGUUUCCAGAGUGCGAGCCGGAAAACUUGAUAAAACUGGAAAACGAAGUCAGGGAGAUGUAUUCUGCUAUGCAACGAAAUUAUAUUGCAUCUGAGCUUCAUCGUUACACUGACAAACCAUCUGAUCAAUUAGACGACGUUGAAUUGGCAGAAAGUGGAGGUGCUCGUGGUCGGUUGCUUCCUAUAGGCGAAUACCAGAGUGAUAGCAUUCGAGAGUCCAAGUCUUUGGAGGACUUGGAGGACAUAGACAAAAUUGCCUCGGAAGUGUUCAGUAGAAAAAAUCCCUCCCGUGUUUUUGACAGCAUCAAGUUUCAAAUUAUAUCAAUGAUGAGUCAUUUAGUUCAUGCUAUGCAAAAUUGUCUGUUGUGCAUGCCUGAUCAGUUUAAGAAAUCGGUUGAAAUUGCUUUGAAAAUAGACACUGACAGACCUCCGAAUACAAAUGGAAGAUUGAGAAGGUUUUUGUUGUGGUGGCACCGAUAUGAAUUAAUGCUUUGGUUUAUGAAGCGGUAUCCCAAACAUAGUUUCAAGGCACUUGAGCUAAAACAAAAACAGCAUGAGUUAGAAACGCUUGUUCAACCGUAUGUCCCUGAGAACUAUUUCGAAAAAUUCAGAGUCAAUGAUGACUCGGUAACAGCAUCGGCAAACGAAAAUGGAUCUCACCUGCUAGGCUCGUGCCUGAAAAGAAGUCGUCAAUAUUUUCAGUUCUAUGAAAGCGCAGAUGAAGUUUCUAGAAAAUCAAUGGCGACUGCCUUCUCAAAUGAAUGGAUGGAAGAAAAACUCAAGAAAACUUUGAAAAAUCCGCCCAAUUGUUCAACCCGAGAAGCUGUUUCAGAGUCUAUAGAGUUCUUGAAGGUUUUGAAUAAAUUUGCAUACUUCGUGUUUCCGAAAUCGGAUCCGAUAAAUUUGAAGCAGAUUGAAAAUAGACUUCUGGAAGUAGAAGCUACACGUAAAAACGAAUAUUCCAUUUCGGAAGAAACGGUUAUUAAACCAGAAAAUGUGAACGAAGUGGUUCAAUCUUUGCCAAUAUUGCGUCGCAUUUCGUCUUUUUUCGUAUCGAAGUUCGGCGGAAAAAUCUCCGAGAGCGAAAAGCAGAGUUCUAGAAUUGAUUGUUCAUUGAACGAGAAGAACGAGGAAUCUACGCGUUCAAAAAGAGUCUCUAAAAGGCGCCGGAGAGCUAAGAGAGACAGAGGAAACCAGAAAUUUAAAUCAAGACCUUGAAAACUGUCCUUCGAAAUUUAACUGUCAAAUUUGAAUGUUUUUCAAAAAUUGCCUCUGAUUGUAUGUGAGAUUGCUGUGGUCGCAAGUUUCACCACAAAAAUGACAAGCAUUUGUGAAGUUCUGUAUUCGACGUUUAAAAGAUUAGAAAUUUUGGAUCUCUUCAAAUUUUUCCCUCCUUUUGCAAAAGGGGGGAUAUUCUUUAAUAGGUAUGAAAUUCGCAUGCUUAACCGUUGAAUUAUUUCAUUAUAGGGGUGGCAAUUUGUUACUACGAACCAAAGGGGGGGAAUAGAUCAAGAGAUCCGAAACUUCAUAAUAAUUUGGUUCAAUUCAAUCAAUUAAAAUGCUUUCAUUUCAAUUUGUCUCAUUAGACUUUUCUCAAAUAAUAGUGAGUUUCUUAUAAUGACUGAACAUAUAGUAAAUUUGCCAAACCAACAGAUUCGAAAAUUGAUAUAAA